Molecule: messenger RNA, 1482 nt
Organism: Psammomys obesus (fat sand rat)
Lineage: Eukaryota; Metazoa; Chordata; Mammalia; Rodentia; Muridae
Gene: Zcchc17
Product: zinc finger CCHC-type containing 17
Exons: 8
Coding region: 133-858 (241 amino acids)
Biological process (GO): RNA stabilization
Molecular function (GO): RNA binding; zinc ion binding
Source: RefSeq, a predicted model, not a curated record
AUUGUGGGUGAGAACGAGCGGAGCAGCUCCGGCGUUCCUGGCGAUGAAGCGGCGCCCGGGCUAGGAGCCGGCGCGGAGACAUUUGAAUUAGCUUUAGCAGAAGAGAAAUGGAGGAGCCAUAGAAUAUUAAGGAUGAAUUCAGGAAGGCCUGAGACCAUGGAAAACUUGCCUGCACUCUAUACUAUUUUUCAAGGAGAGGUUGCUAUGGUGACAGACUAUGGAGCUUUUAUCAAAAUCCCAGGCUGUCGGAAGCAAGGUCUGGUCCAUCGAACUCACAUGUCAUCCUGUCGUGUGGAUAAGCCUUCUGAGAUAGUAGAUGUUGGAGACAAAGUGUGGGUGAAGCUUAUUGGCCGAGAGAUGAAAAAUGAUAGAAUAAAAGUGUCCCUCUCCAUGAAAGUUGUCAACCAAGGAACUGGGAAAGACCUCGAUCCCAACAACGUUAUCAUUGAGCAAGAAGAGAGGCGGAGGCGGUCCUUCCAGGAUUACACCGGGCAGAAGAUCACCCUUGAGGCUGUCCUGAACACGACCUGCAAGAAGUGUGGCUGCAAAGGCCACUUUGCAAAAGACUGUUUCAUGCAGCCAGGAGGAACCAAGUAUUCUCUGAUCCCUGAAGAGGAAGAGGAAAAGGAAGAGGCAAAGGAAGAAGGAACUGAAAAGCCUGAUCCCACAAAGAACUCUUCUAGGAAAAGAAAGAAGGAAAAGAAGAAAAAGAAACAUAGAGACAGGAAGUCAUCCGACAGUGAUAGCUCUGACUCUGAGAGUGAUAUGGGCAAGAAGGCAAGGCAUACAUCAAAAGACAGCAAGGCUACAAAAAAGAAGAAGAAGAAGAAGAAACACAAGAAGAAGCAUAGGGAAUGAGGGUGGACUGGGCCGAGGCAGCCCUGGCUCCAGAAAGACUCAAUAGUGAGAAUAUGGGCUCCCACCCCACUGACUUUGUCCCCGUGGUCUCCUCACGCAGCAAGCAGAUUGGGGAGCAAGAGGGUGGCUCCCAGAAUGUUUUGUCCUUAUCGCUCCCGAUCCCUUUGCAAGUGACCCCUGCAGCCAUUGCAUUCAUAUACACGAUUUUCUCAUUCAGCAGAGGGUUCUAUUCCCAUCCCCGGCUGCCACUGCCAGAGCUGGAUUCCUUUGCAGGAUCCAUGCUAGAGCCACAGGUGCUACUGUGGAGGUGAGCCUGGCUGUCAAGAGAGCAGCCCUCCCCUGCCUGCUACCUGAACCAGUUGUGGGUAGAGUCUGCAGCCUCAUUAGCGGCAGGAGGGAGAAGUGUUUCACUUCUCCAUUCCCUCAUCCAGGGCCUGUAUUCAAAGUGACAGCCAUGGCGAGAAUAGUCUUUACAGCGACUGCUGAACCUGAGAUCUGAAGCCAUGGUCAUUGCUCUGCUUUCUGUCUAUCACUAUGUGAGUGAUUGCUUCCAUUUUGGGUCUCUGCUUAAAAUCCUGGCAUAAGUGGAAACGUGUUUGGUUUUAAACUUUCUGGAAGGCUGUA